CUCAUGGACGUCAACAAACAUCUAUAAAAUAAAAACAAAACAAAGGGUUUUCGGAAAAUAUGUAGAAUAAAAUUUAUUUUAGCUUUUUCUUUUUAUUCCUCGCUAACUGUAUGCGCUUUUAAAGCGGGGUCUACGAAGUUUAUUUUUAUUUAUAAUUGACCAAACUUUUCGUCUUGUGCCUUAAAAGAAGAUCAUAACACUAAACAUGAAUGAUUUUGUUCGAUUUAACAAAGUUGCGGGCGUUUACUGGUUAAAGGAUCCAAUAAAAAAUGUUACAAUUAAAGUUAAAUUGAAACCAAAAGAUGUUCCCAUAUCACUACCUAAAUUUGAAGAUUAUACAACAUCACAUGACAGCAUUCAACAGGACAGAUCCCAAGAAUACACAUUUAAAUGGCAAGAGAAAGUAUUCAGUGCGUGGGAGCUCCAACGAUACAUGGACAUCCAUAAUUGCAUCACUGAUACAGAAUUAACAUACCAUCAAAUGAUUGAGGAGUCCGAUUAUGAACCAUCUAAAGUAUUUACUUAUGUUCAUGAUGAUUUUUAUUUACCGUUACCAAAUGAUAGUAAUAAGAGUAAUGUCAGUAGUUUAAGUAGUUGUUUUGAGAAAUUGUGGUUAAAGGAAAGAGUGAGUGGUGUGGUGGAGAGAAGUUCCAUGGGAAAUUUGUUUAAGAGUGAAGAGAGUUUAAGCAGCGAGCAGUGGACUGCUAUGCACGUGGUGUUGGAUAAUUCUGAAUAUAAUGAAGACUCCCAUCUCUUACUAAAACAGGAGUUAACACUAAUAUCAUUAUACCACAACACAACUCACAACUACCUGAUCAUGUCACCAGAUGUCAAUGACCUGGAGCUGAACCCUUACGACGUUGAGGCAGCAGGAAUACGGCUUGAAUACCAGUAUGGGAUUCAAGUGGACUUCGGAGAGACUUGGCAUUCCGAAGACCUUGUAACUUUGCUGGAGAAACUGUACAAGAAAUGGCUGAAGCGACACAAACAGCUGGUCAGGGUGUCCGCCCCCCCGCUGGACCGGCGGCUUGUCUGCUUGACCUUGGAGAUACUGACGGCAGACAAUUUUGACAUGGACGACUUGUAUGUGGAGUAUCAUAUAAAGAUACCAGAAGCAGUGCAAUGUGACGGAGCUUUACACGGCCGAACCCACGUCACGAGGUCUUCGUGUCAGGAUGGAAGUGAGAAAUGGGCUUUCGGAUACAUAAUCGAACUAGGGCUGGAGAUGCACAUUGGAACUGAGAUCACUCCUCUCCAAAUGUUUUUCGAAGUAAUUUCCACCGACUGGUGGGGGCGCCACCGUACAGAGGGCUACACCUAUCUCCCUCUAACAUUGACUCCUGGUCGCCACAAGAAACAGCUGUCCUGCUCUAGACCGCAAGAAAAUGACAAAAUGGCCGCGGAGAGCAGACGAUUCUUUGUCGGAGGUUGUCAUUUGAUAAAAGAUUUGGAUAUAUUGGCAAAACCACAGCUGCAGGACGCGAACUUCACCUAUGUUUCAACAGGGUUAUUAAACCUCCGUUGGGACGUGGUAUCCCAAACCCACAUUCCUGGGUUCAGCACUCCACAGCCAAGCACCAGUUCUUCAUCAGCAGUGCUCCUUGGAGCAGAAGCCGUGCUAAGACAAUAUAGAAAAGCCAGGGCCAAACUAGCGGCAGCUACUAAGGAUCUACCCUGUGGCGACAUCUAGCGGUGAAAGUAUGAUGUUGUAAUGUUUACGUACUCGCAUAGAUGGCGUUGUCAAAAGUUUUGGUGGACUCCAGUUUCUGCAUUACACCACGUCUUCUUAUCACCAGGAUUUCAUUAGCGGUGCUUCUUGAAGAAGAAGCUGUAAUGAGACAGUAUAGAAAUGUACG
Messenger RNA from Amyelois transitella, 1856 nucleotides. It is a transcript of the gene Mks1, whose product is annotated as tectonic-like complex member MKS1. The coding region runs from base 206 to 1690 and encodes 494 amino acids. The record is from RefSeq and is a predicted model, not a curated record. Gene Ontology annotation, biological process: cilium assembly. Gene Ontology annotation, cellular component: MKS complex. Lineage: Eukaryota; Metazoa; Arthropoda; Insecta; Lepidoptera; Pyralidae. The transcript is spliced from 7 exons.